Endocarpon pusillum Z07020 is the source of this 2247-nucleotide messenger RNA. RefSeq lists its product as uncharacterized. Lineage: Eukaryota; Fungi; Ascomycota; Eurotiomycetes; Verrucariales; Verrucariaceae. The record is from RefSeq and is a predicted model, not a curated record. The transcript has 2 exons. The coding region runs from base 1 to 2247 and encodes 748 amino acids.
AUGGGUCUGUGCGAAGUCUGUGCGAAGAUUGAUAUCCGACAGCUGCUCCAGAUGGCGAGCUCAUUGAAUCACAUAGAGAGCGACGUGAAUGAGUACAGAGAGUGCCCGUGCUGCUCCCUACACGAGUACGGUCUCCCGCAUCAUGAGACCUACGCUGGUCUAAAGGCUGCUUCAGACCACGGUUGUGACUUUUGCAGACUGGUUCGGCACUUGAUUAUAGAGAAGGAAGAACGGAGGCCUUCCCGCACGGAGGACACUCUAUUGAACGAAGCAACAUGGGGCUCUCGUCCUGUUGUCCUUGUUCCCUGGAAGAGUGAUGCUGCCCAUUCAUAUAUAGGCGAGCCACCCCUAAUCGAAAUCCGUGUGGAGUGUGGAUCGAGGUCAGACACCCUUUUUGUUCUUUACUUUGAAGCUGUGGCUCCUAGAGAACACUCUGUGCAAUUCGAGACUGAUGCUCGUCCAGAUCGUUUCCCCCCAGGUGGACACCGUCUCUUACAUACUGCAAUUCAUGCCGAUUCUGCAGAACCCAGUUGCCUCGAACAAGCAGAAGAAUGGCUUCAAACUUGCUUGAGGAGUCACCAUCUUUGUGCUACGAGAAAGAGGCGGAAGGUUCGACCACCUACCCGGCUUAUCGAUGUCAUGCCACAGACUGAGUUGAAUAAUCCCCGUUUGUGUCUGGCAACUCAAAAUAUUGUCUCAUGGGUGGCGCUUAGCUAUUGCUGGGGUGGUCAAUCCGAUUUCGUGCUGAAUGAUAGGACCAUGGGAACAAUGAUUGAAGGGAUUCCUUUAUCCGACUUUCCAGCGACCUUGCGAGAUGCAAUCGCUAUCACCCGAAGGCUUGGUAUACGCCAUCUUUGGAUCGACGCGCUGUGCAUUAAACAAGACUCCGAGGAUGACUGGCGGCGAGAGAGUUCGCGGAUGCGAGAUGUCUAUAAAGGAGCCACUUUGACCCUGGUAGCGGCGAAUGCCCCCUCGGUAAAUACGGGAAUCUUUUCAAAGCGAACUUCUAAGCUCGACCUUUGUCGACUGCCGUGGAGCGUUCCAUACAGCCAAGGCCAAUUGCCACCUGACCAAGGGGAAAGCGUUUGCAUGCGACCACACAUCUGGGAUCAAGAGAGCGAGCCUUGGCCAAUCCAACAGCGUGGUUGGACACUGCAGGAGUUUGUGUUGUCAUCUCGUACGUUAUCGUAUACCAAAGGUCGCAUGGUCUGGCAAUGUUUCACUUGCCAUGUCGACGAAGGCGGUAGAGUCCACCAGGACGCCGUGCUAACCAGCAGAGGCGCCCUCGAAAAUAUAAUUGCUAAAAAUGAAACAAGGACGCCUUUGCGGGUGGUGAAAACUGUGCCCAGGUUCGUGAAAGGCAUGUAUGCCAAGAUUGAGCUCCCUCGAACCCUUCAACAAGAGCCGAACCGUCAUUGGACCACCUUGGUGCACGAGUAUACGAGCCGAAACCUUACAAAGGAAACGGAUGCGCUGCCUGGCAUUGCAGGUCUUGCUUCAGAACUUGCCCGCCAAACACGAGACUCGUAUCUUGCUGGACUUUGGCGACAGGAGCUGUUGCUCGGGUUGAUGUGGAGUCUGGAUCCAUUCUUAGUACCCAAGACCAUCGCUCCUAUAACAGGCUCUGCGGAGUAUCGAGCGCCCAGUUGGAGCUGGGCAGCGGUCAAAGGGAGCCCCGUGCGCAUUGAGCCUCCAGCGUUCUCUCACUCUCGUACACGGGAUGCGUCUGAACGGACCAAAAUUAUUGAAGUGAAAGUAGAGCCGGUGAUGUCCAGGGACCCCUUCGGUCAAGUAAAGGGAGGCUAUCUCAUUCUUCGAGGAAAGUUCUUCAUCGUAGGAAACUUUCUUAAAAGUGACUCGACCGCAGCAUCCGAUUUGCUGCCUGCAACACGAAAAGUCCUGCGCGCCUCGGUCCUGGAGGCACCGGGCAUGAAGCACGAAUUCUACCAACAGCACAAGCCUUGUGAUAAUCAGCAAUUUGCGUUGUUGCAAUUGACGGUGUGGAUCAGUCAGGGGGGGAAAGAUGGCGCAGACUAUCUUGUACUAGAAAGUGUGGCCACUGAUGCCAGCAGGUACCGACGCAUUGGAUUCAUUACUCUGGCGACACAAUCCGGUCCGAUUGGCAAUAAUACCUCUCCAGAUGAUCGCUUAGCAAUGAGAGGCGAUGGAUAUGGAGAUUUGGCAAAAGAUGCGUUGCAGGAAUUACAAGAGGCGGAGGGAGCGGAGAAAGUGGUCAAGAUUAUCUGA